UCUUUCUCUCUCCUCUCUUUCUCUCUCCUCUACUUCUUACCAUUACUUCGUAACAAAGGAGUAGACUCCAAGAAACAACCAAAGCUCUUCCCCAAUUUUUUCGCCGAUGAUCGUCAACGUCGGAGACUUCCCGUCAAAACUCUAUUUCCGAUUUGGUUAGAUUGUUUCUCUCUUCCCGAUUCGUUUCUCCUACCUUGUUCCAGAUAUUUGGGAUUCAGUUUUUUGUUUGGUGGAAAAACGACGAGCCUUUUUUCCUGAUCCAAAAUAUUAGGGGUUUGAUUGUCUACGAAUUCAUCCGUUUCUGCCAUUUUUUCUGUUUUUUGGAGCUUUUCGACGGUUUCCCUGGUUAUUUGGCGCUUUAUCGUACGGCUUUGUUUGUAACGACUUGAUGGCGGAUGGAAAUCUCAGCACAAGGAAAUAAAUUGUGUUGUGUUCAUUUCUUUUUGAUGAUACUUUAAAGUAUUUCACCAUUACACCGCAGGAGAUAAGUUUGUUGAGGAAGAUAACAUGAUGAAUCAGCCACUUUCGCCCAAAGAUGAAAGGAUUGUUUCUACCAAUCCAUCUCCGGAUGCAGCCAUCACAGGUCCUUCAAGAAAUGCCAUUGAUCCUCCAAGGGCUUCAGAUGCAGCUGUAGAUAAUAAUAAUAAUACAGUCUACCCACUCAACAACUAUGGAACGCUUGAACAAACUUACUACUAUGGAGGAUAUGAUAGUGGUCCGAGCAGUUGGAGUGGGUAUCCGCAGUACGCUGGGGAGGGCUUGCAUGUCGUACCUCCGGUCAUUUAUGGUGAUAAUUCAUCACUUGGUUUGCAUUCUCCUUAUGGCUUCAACUCCCAGAUGGCAUAUGGACAGUACUCACCUGCCAGUACGCCUGUGCCUCAGAUAAUGGUUGAUAACCAGCUUUAUUCGCCACAACAAAUUCCUGUUUCCCCACAGUACUAUCCCCAGUCAGUUGGCAGCUCGAUGCCACAUAUGUCAGCUGCGAUUCCAGUUUCCCAUGCCGAGAUGGUGAAUCAUAAAGGACACAUGUCCAUGAAUGCGCUUCAUAACCAUGGUUAUUACAACAUGCAUGGGAUGUAUGGAUCUGGUGAACCUUUGUCAAGUCCAUCAAACUCUGUGGAUGGUGGGUGGAGAACUUUGAAUUCAAGUGCUGCAUACACCCAGCCAGUUGGUACUCUUGGCUCGUUUGACCCCACAGUUGGACAGAUUGCUCAACAGAGACCAUAUCAUGGAUAUGGAUUGGUGUCAGAUUAUGGUGGUGGGACAUAUCACUAUGAUGGCACGUUUCAGAAUUCACAUUACAGUGCCAUACCUAGCUCUCAUUCAGGAGGUAAUUAUCGGAAUCGUUUUAGCGUGGAGAAGGCACGAAAUCAAAGGGAGCAGGAUGCCAUGUUUGCCAUCUCAGGUGAUCGCAAUAGAGGACCGAGGGCUUCUAAGGGAAAAGGAAAAGGGACCACUGGAAAUGGUUCAUUUUCUGGUGCUGAAAGUGCUCCAGAAAAUAACGCAUUGGCAAGCAGUGCUAAAACUGGUGCUUCUGCCUCUGGAGUGGAUCUCGCUUCUUACAAUGGUGCGGAUUUUCCAACUGAGUAUGAGAAUGCGAAGUUCUUUAUCAUUAAGUCUUUUAGUGAAGACAAUAUCCAUAGAAGCAUUAAAUAUGGUGUUUGGGCGAGUACGCCUCAUGGAAAUAGAAAGUUGGACGCUGCUUAUCUGGAAGCAAAGGAGAAAAGCAACUGUCCUGUUUUCCUCUUGUUUUCGGUUAAUGCCAGUGGCCAAUUUUGUGGAGUAGCAGAAAUGGCUGGACAAGUUGAUUUUGAGAAGAAUGCAGAUUACUGGCAGCAAGAUAGAUGGACAGGACAAUUCGCAGUUCGUUGGCAUAUAAUCAAGGACAUACCUAAUAAUAAAUUUCGGCACAUUUUGCUAGAAAAUAAUGAUAACAAGCCUGUUACUCAUAGCCGAGACUCUCAGGAGGUGAAACUCGAACAGGGCAUUGAGAUGCUGAAAAUAUUCAAAGAAUACGAAGCACAGACAUCCAUUGUGGAUGACUUUGAAUUUUAUGAUGACAGAGAGAAGGUUUUGCAGGAAAGGAAGAAUCGACAACAAGUAAAAUCAAAGCCGAGUGUUUCAGAAUCUCUUACUGAUGAGAUUUUGAAUAACAUAUCUGACAGAUUAGAUCAAACUCUCCAUUUAGACGAGAGUUGUAAAGAUGAUGUUGUGACAACUGAGAAGAGCAGCAGUGCACAGCAAAACAGUAAGGUGUAGUUAGAUGCUCACAUCAGCACAUUUCAUGGUUAUAUCUUAUGGUAGGUCCUUCCUUCUUUCAUGGUUAUAUCUUUCAAAGUCUCAGAAAGUUAAAAGAUCCUUUCUUCAUUACUGCUGGAUUCCUUCCUUUUCUCGCCUUUUUUCUUCCAAAUCUUUUUGACUUCUUGAUCGUUUAUAUUGAGUGUACAUGAGCCAAGGAUGUCAAUGUCUCUGCUGUGUUGGUGGCAGGAGUGUUGUACGAUGUGCCUGGUUCUUUUUCUAAAGUGUAAUUUUAGCCCCAAUAUACCCUCACAAAAAAGGGGGAAAAAAGAGUUUUAUCUUUUUCAUAUUUUUCCCUAUGUUAUUUAUUUAUAGUUUGAUUUUCAAUUUGUUAUCUCUAUGCUAAGUGGAUUCUACAGCUUAGGUCACCAUUUCCCUUGGGUGGUGAGUUACUUCAAGGAUUUAUGUAAUUGCCCAGUUUUUUUUGGGAAGCAAAUUAAUAAAACAAUUCUGCAACAGCAUUGAAUGA
This is a messenger RNA of Spinacia oleracea (spinach), 2767 nucleotides long. RefSeq names its product YTH domain-containing protein ECT3. Gene Ontology annotation, biological process: mRNA destabilization. Lineage: Eukaryota; Viridiplantae; Streptophyta; Magnoliopsida; Caryophyllales; Amaranthaceae. The record is from RefSeq and is a predicted model, not a curated record. Gene Ontology annotation, cellular component: cytoplasm. The coding region runs from base 508 to 2259 and encodes 583 amino acids. Gene Ontology annotation, molecular function: mRNA binding. The transcript is spliced from 9 exons.